Molecule: messenger RNA, 702 nt
Organism: Acytostelium subglobosum LB1
Lineage: Eukaryota; Evosea; Eumycetozoa; Acytosteliales; Acytosteliaceae
Exons: 2
Source: RefSeq, a predicted model, not a curated record
AUGGAUAGACGAACAAAUAAUAAUAAUAAUAAUACAAGAGAUGCAGGAGGGAAUGGAUAUAGUAAUAACAUUAAUAAUUUAAAUAGACGAUUGACAGCAUUCACAAUAUGUGGAGGCAAAUUGAACUACCUCUAUCUGAUACUUUAUGUAUCGUUGGUGGCAAUGUUCUUGUUCAAUCUGUUGGCAUUGGUACUCGAGACAAAGGAUGAGUUCAACCUGCAGGAUAUCGAAGAUCUGAUCAACAGGGAGUACUACGACACCUAUGUCUCUGCAGAGAUUGCCACCAUACACGAUCAACUGCGCAUCAUCCUAGUAUGCUCAGUAUUCAUUCUCAUACUACUAUGUGUCAUCUUUGCCGGUGUCACAAUGGUAUUAUUAAUUGGCAAUAAGCAACGAGGUGAAGAAGAAGAUAGUCUAAUCACCAGUGCCAACUCUACACAGUUGACAAGUGCAUCAUCUGUUGAGAAGUCAUCGAUUGUAUUGGAAGGACCAAUGUAUGAACCAUGGAAUGUAGUUACUAUUGAGAAGAUAUCAUCGGAUGAUGUUGAAGCCUACGAGAAGAUAAAGAGCACUUAUUAUAGAUAUGGUAUUACAGCUGGAAUGCAAAUAUAUGAACGAUGUGGAAGAGAGUUGACUCCUGAACAAAAGAAGGAGUUGUCAUGGAUCAAUCAAACCAACAAACAGACCAACAUUGCGAGUCUA